CGGGACCGGCUUCAAAAUGGAGCUGGGGGGUGAUUACUGGAAAUGCUGACAGGGCACUGAAAGGAAAGAAAGAGCAGGUGGGAGCAGGUUUUGCUCUGAGCACGAAAGAGGAAGAGUGGUGGCGGGCAGCGGACAGCCUGCGGGGAGCAGCAGAUUGUACCCAUGGAGGCUGGGGGCACAGGGGUCUGCAUCUGCUGGCUCUGCUGCCCACGUCCCUUCAGUGGCAGGGGUGACACGAGAUGUGGCUGGCCCAGUGGAUGUUCCUGUCCUGGUAUCCCUCCAGCCAGAGGUGGCAUGGGGAUGCGGGGGGCCUCCUGGAGCACCCCAUCCCCACAGGGCAGGAGCCAGGACACGGGUGCUCACAGACAGAGCAGGGGGCAGGGGGCUGCAGGGGUGCCCGCCUGGCUGGGGCUUGUACAUCCCACGUGUGAGCAACCAGAAAGCUCUGACCAAGCCCAUCCCUCUGUCAAACUGCUGUGGUCCUCAGUGUUUGGGGGCUGGCAGGGUAUAUGGAUCCCCACCUGAGCUCAGCUAGCACACCAGAUGGGGCAGACAUCACCCCAUCACCCUCCCAUGACAGCAGCAUCGCUUUCUCCAAGGGGUCCAUUCCCUGGUGUAAAACAAAAAAGGUCUCGGGUGGCAUGGGAAGGCAGCGCUGUAGGAAAUUGUGAAGCCUUUUCCCCUGCCCCUGCCCAUGCCAGCGACAGGGAGCUACUGGGCUGUGACCUAAAAUACUGGGAAACGACCAUCAGUGGUGCUCGGCUGCGUUAUUUGGGUCCAUCUCGGGGCCGAGGGCACGUGGCCAGGAUGAAACUGCAGGAGGAAUCAAACAGCGAAGAGAGGAGAUAAAUAUCAGGCUGAAGCAAGAGAAGGGGAAGAGAGGGGAAGCCUGUGAGUGCAGAGGGAACUGUCUGGGUGAGCAGCAAGGAGGUGAGCUCCUGGCAGGGCUGCAGCUUGCUCUGGCUGAGCAGUGACUCUCACGCUGCAGGGAGAGACGGGAACUUCACAGCUGAUCCCGCUGGGCGCCCAGCAUCAUUGCCGUGAGGCUGUUGGGAAGGCAGCAUGGAGGUCCGGCUGGCUGGUGGCUUUCUGCCCCUGCUGCUCCUCGCCUGGCUGCCUGCUGCAGAACUUGCUGACCUGUUUUCAGCCACGAUCGAUGUGUCGGUAGGGUUAGAUCUCGUCUUGCAGUGUCUCCUCCAGACAGGCUUGAGCAGCACUGCCGGGGAGGUGAAGUGGUUUAAUACCACCCAAAACGAGCAGAACAAAGGUGGUGUGGAGAUGAAGAACGGUUCUGCCCAGCUUGUCUUCACCAGUGUGAGCAAAGCACAUACAGGAACAUACGCAUGCAGGAUGGAGAACAUGAGGAACAUGUCCAGGAACAGAUGCUCCCAACAGAAAGAGUGUGGGAGCCAGCCAGGAAAGUCAGUCAUCACCAUGGAGUGCAUGUUCCAGAUUUUGUUAGAGAAUCACACAGUACAUGUGAAGUCGUGGUACAAAGAUGCAGGUCUGGAGGUGGGGAGUCAAACCAACACCACGGCUCUGAGAGAAAACUGUACCAAUCUGACCAGCACCGGCAUGCAUGCAGCCAACAUGAAAAUCUGUGGGUGUGCGGUGCUCAUCACAACAAUAAACUUGACAGGCACUGUAAACGGCACACAAGGGACAGUUCCCAGCUGUGGCCUUGGGACACCUCAGUCCAAUGUCACCGAGAAGGAGACCUGGACAGGACUCAGAUUCCUCCUGUGCAUCAUCUUUGGCUUAGCGGUCGGGACGCUUCUUUACAUGCCAAUAAUUGGCAUUCUGCUGUGGCAGUGCAGAAGGAACAGAGAAGGAAAGCUCACAAGCAAGCAAGUGGCGGAAGGGGAUCAGCUCAGCACGGCAGCCCCAGUGACAGGGACUGAGGACCUGACCUACGUCAACCUGAAGUUUGAAAAGAAGGGGACAAAACCCGCCGCCUCCGAUGUCGUUUACACCGAGAUCAAACCAUCACAACAAAAGCAGAGCGGCAGGGAUGCUGGUGCUGCCAACGAAGGAGUGGAUGUCUCCCCUGAGGGAGAAGGCAAAUGAGGGAGAAGGGAGGGACGAGCAGCUUGUAUGCCUGUCAGGGUCAUCAUCCCUGAAAACUAGGUGUUUGCUCAUACAGAAGGGCAAUCUUGGUGACCAAAGCCACCUAUUUACCCCCAAAUGGCUGCACCACUGUGCUUUAUGUUCCCCUGGAAGAAGCCAUCUCUCGCAGUGAGGACAGGGCUCUUCCAGCCAGUUUUCCCCUUGCCUUCCUGCAACCCCAAGCACUGCCAAGCCUCGGCAAGUCCUUUAAUGGUCUCUGGUUACCUCUAGCAACUUUCUCCAUGUUUCAGCAAUGUCAUUGUGCACUGAAUGGCCACCAUGGUCCAUGAAGCACUUGGUGUCCCCUUAGUGCUGGACAUGCUGGGUGGGGUGGCCACGAGAAGCUCCUCUCGGUGCUGGAAGAGUUCUGGAGCAAUUUUCUGGAUUUUCUGCGGAGCAGGCACCUGCUGUGAUGUGGGUUGACCUUGCUUUGGUUCACUUGCUCAAAACACAAAGAGCAAGGAUGGAAAAGCAUCGCUUUCUUCACAGAAGUGCAACGCGGGUGCUGCUGCACUGAUCUAUGUGGAUCUACUUUGUACCAGAAGCGGAUGGGUGUCUUCAUGCAUGUAGAGCUUUCCUGUAAUUUGGGGGGGGGGGGGGGGAACAAAAGAAA
Harpia harpyja (harpy eagle) is the source of this 2719-nucleotide messenger RNA. RefSeq lists its product as uncharacterized. The transcript has 7 exons. Lineage: Eukaryota; Metazoa; Chordata; Aves; Accipitriformes; Accipitridae. The coding region runs from base 1063 to 2067 and encodes 334 amino acids. The record is from RefSeq and is a predicted model, not a curated record.